This is a messenger RNA of Clupea harengus (Atlantic herring), 2770 nucleotides long. It is a transcript of the gene fhad1, whose product is annotated as forkhead-associated domain-containing protein 1-like. The coding region runs from base 73 to 1752 and encodes 559 amino acids. The transcript has 12 exons. The record is from RefSeq and is a predicted model, not a curated record. Gene Ontology annotation, molecular function: protein binding. NCBI's taxonomy places the organism in Eukaryota, Metazoa, Chordata, Actinopteri, Clupeiformes, Clupeidae.
GAGGAGGAGCGGCAGAGAAGAGCGCAGGAGGAGAGAGUGACGGAUGAAACGAAGGAAGAGGGGGAAGGAGGGAUGAACAGAGAAAAGGAGGAAGAGGAGAAACAGAACGCUCAUGCCUUCCUCCUGCUGCAGGAGCGACUCCUGGAGACGGAGAGAGAAAGGGAUGAGCUGAAGGAACGACGGAGAGAGACAGAGAGAGAGAGGGAUGAGCUGAAGGAGAGACAGAGAGAGACGGAGAGAGAAAGGGAUGAGCUGAAGGAACGACUGACAGAAAUGCAGAGUGAAUUGAAGGACAAAGACCUACCCACACAUCGGAGCCACACCCCCUCCAAACGAGGCUCCUCCCCAGACAGCCUGGCCUCCCUGAGGGCCUCUCUGUCCCGUGCUCAGCAGGAAGUGGUUUCUCGUGAUGACAUCAUCGGUGCGUUGAGUCGUGACCUGGGUGUGGCCAACACCCGGAUGACUGACAUGACAGGAGAGAUGAGUGAACAGCAGAAGGCAGAGCUGGAGAGGCACAGGGUGCUGGUGGUGGAUCAGAGGGUGGAACUGAGCGCGCUCACACAGAGGCUGGCCAUGAUGUCACAGCUGGUGGAGCAGAAGGACAGAGAGCUGGAGGAGAGGAAAGACAAGCUGAGACAGAGCAUGGAGGCCAAUCAGAAGAGAGAGAUGGUGAAGGAGCUGGAGUAUCCCUCUCUGGAUCUGAGCAGUCAGGACCCGACACUCACACAGGAAGUGGCUGUCUUGGGUGUAGCGAGCGGCCUAUCAGAGCAGGGGUUAAAGUGCAGAGGUCACCGGCAUGAGGAAGUGAUGCGUCUUCAACAGGAAGCUCUCAGUGAGCUGAGGAGCCGCAUCAGAGCACUGGAGCUCAACUGGCCAAUCAAGUUACUCUCCCAGCACCAAGACCCCACUCAGAAGAAGCUGCUGCAGAAAUCCCAGAAGGCAAUGGGGCAGAAGAAAAUGAUGGCCUCCAUGUGUGGGUUCCCUCUGUCCUCUGCAGUUCUGAGUGAGGCUAGUUUGGAACGGACAGCCAGACUAGAUAUGACUGACGCUCUGGAGCUUAGUGAAACAACGUACCUGGACCUGGCCCGUGCCCUGUGUGAGGCCCUGGAGCUGAGUGAGGGGCAGCUGCCCGGCUGUGCCCCCCUGCGGCACCUCUCCCCUGGGCAGCGGGAGCAGCUGGCCUCCCUGAGACAGCGGGACCUGGAGCUCCUGAGAUCACGCCUCGCAUUGGCCAGCAGCCAGACCCAGCGCACACUACUGCAGCUGCAGGACAGUCAGCGGGAGAUACACACACUCAGGGAGAGCCAGGCUGAGAUGCAGCAGCUGAGGUCUCGUCUGGAGAGUGUGUGUGUGGAGCUGCAGAGGGAGCGAGAGGAGACCGCUCUGCUGAGAGAGGCGAUGGAGCGCACACACACACACCUGGAGCGCACACACACUCUGAGCGGCAGACAACGCAGCACAACACACACCAGCACACAACGAAAGGCAGUGUGUGUUGACAGGCAUGAGAGGAAGAGAGUACCACACAACUGUGGGCAGAAAACAGAAUAUGUGGAGAAGUUGUCUGCAGGGCACACCAGUCUCCAGGGGAAGCUGAAGAAGAGAGACUAUGAGGUGGAGACUCUGAAGAGGCAGCUGGGCAAGCGAGAGGAGGAGCUUACAAGCGUGACAUCACAACUCACCUGUAUGACAUCACAACAGGCAGCCCCACCUGAGCCCACACCAAUCGUCUCCAUGGGAACAGACAACUGAGGAGGACAGAGCGUGUGUGUGUGUGUGUGUGUGAGAGAGAGAGAGAAAGACAGAUUUUGUAUGCAAUAUGUGUGUGUGCAGUAUGUCAUCAGCUCCCAGACAGCAGCUUGGUCUAAACUCUGGACCUGAUUCAGACCUGGGCCCACCUGUGCUAACUGUGCUGGCCCACCUGUGCUAACUGUGCUGGCCCACCUGUGAUAACUGUGCUGGGCCCACCUGUGCUAACUGUGCUGGGGCCACCUGUGCUAACUGUGCUGGCCCACCUGUGCUAACUGUGCUGGGGCCACCUGUGCUAACUGUGCUAACAACCGGACCGGCCUGUGCUAACAACCGGACCGACCCCUCCUAACAACUGGACCGGCCUGUGCUAACUGUGCUGGGGCCACCUGUGCUAGCCACCUGACCGGCCUGCGGUCUCCUCGUACAUUUUGUCAGGUCAGGCAAUGGUCAUUGUGGUCUGAGUUGUAUGCUCAUGUGACUGGUGUGCUCUUAAACACGCUGUGCUAGUUGUACACACACACACACACACUCACUCACACACACACACACACACACACAACGUCAUUUUGGUUAUUAUUCCGAGAGGAGGAUGACUUCCGCAGAUGACUGCGUGGAUAGAGGGGACAGUGUCUUUGGCAGUGACUCAGUUUGCUGGAGGAAUGUAUGGAAGUAAAUAUGUAAUAAUAAUUUUGUGUGUGUGUGUGUGUGUGUGUGUAUGUGGUCCAUGAGGAAUGCGUGGGUGUAAACAUGCGUCAGACGUGCCAUGCUCUAAACACUGUGUGUGUGUGUGUGUGUGUGUGUGUGUGUGUGUGUGUGUGUGUGUGUGUGUGUGUGUGUGUGUGUGUGUGUGAGCAGCCCACUGAACUGCGUCUGACCCAGGGAUGCAUCCAUAAACUGAUUAACAUUGUGCCUCAAAACAGCAGCUGGGAGCUGUGUGUGUGUGUGUGUGUGUGUGUGUGUGUUUGUGUGUGUGCGCUGAUCUAACUGUCCUUCACCAUCAGAAGGGAGGUGCACACAG